AUGAUUCCGUUCUUUGAAGAGCCUGCGAUAUUGCAACCCUGUAGCAAGCCUCUACGCUCGGAAGCAGCCACUUCGGCACCCCCGAGCCCUCCAGGGCAUGAGUGGUUAUCCAUCUCAGAAGAGCCGACCUUACCUCCUGUCUCCUGGGAUGCUAUACAUGGCCAUGCACAGUCCCGGUCAGGGAUCAUUCGGGGGUUCCCUGUAAAUCCAUUGAGUCGCGAUAGGAGAGCUGAAAUGGUGAAGUGUGCAAAGUUUGCCGUACAAGGGGCCGCCUCUAAACUCUUCCCUUGCCGUAGUAUUGACGAUAGACGCCUGGUCUGUCGAUGUGGUACAGCCCGGUGUUAUCUCUGUUGGGCACCAAGGGCAGGGAACAUCAUCACUGGGCUCAAGGCUCUCAAGCUGCCAAUGCAAGUCCGGGAGGAGCUCGAUGCCAUUCUAGCCGAGGAGUUGCUGCCCUUCGACCGAGAGUCAUUUGACGGGGUCAUGGGUCUGGCCAGGAGGGGACAGAAGUUGUGUCGGGUCCUCGGUACACUCGAUGAGAUCUUCGGCUCGGCCUCUGAAGAUGCGCCUGUUGACGUCGACGUCUGCCGACUAAGAAGGCUUCUGCGUGUCAUCGAGCAGCGCCAGCAUGGCGGAGGUCCUGAGGCCCGGGAACACCUCUUGCGCCUUGUCAAGGCCUUUUGCCGUGAGGCUGAGAGGAAAGCCGAGGAUGCCUUGAGGCGUCGUACUGUCGACUUGGGGGGAGAAUGGGUACUCCUUCCCGAGAGGCCCGAUACCCAGGACAGCUCUUUUGAUGCAUUGGACGAGUACGUCUGCAGUGCGGCUGAACCCAUCAGCCGGUUGUUGGUCCCGAUAGAGGAUACGCUGGACAACUCGGCAACUGCCGUGACUCGCGCUGCUGUUCGCCGUCGUGUCGAAGAGGAGCGACUGGCUGAGCAAGAGGCCUCACUGAAGGAAGCACAGAUACGGUCUAAUAUUGUGGACGAGGAGAAGGGACGACUGCUGGACCUUGCCAGGCAGAGUGAGAAGGCGGCUGAGGCAAUAGAGCAGUUGCACAAAUGGAGGCUGCAGCGGAUACGAAAGUCGAAAGGCAUCUACAAAGGGUUGUAUCAUGAUGAUAUGGAACUUCAGAUUGAAGAGUUGUGUCGACGACCAGAUCGACAGCUCAUACAGAUGGGCUACGGUGCUGCAAUCGAUCCGCUUGUGGUUCGUGCUAAGAAUAUUCAGCGUGAGUUCUUCUACCCGCCACAGUUGCGCACGGGAGUUGCUGGUUCCGAAGUGUCUGAUGCUGACUGUCCUCUGACUCCAUCUUAUGAAAGAGUGUGGGGUCCGACAGGCAGCCACAAGCCUCUGCCUGAUCACUCUGAUCGGGAGGUGGCCAUAUCAAUACUCGAACGCAUCUACUCCACCCUGAGCUCCCCUGAAGUGGCGGAUGAUGGAAUGGUCAAUGCGGCGAUGCAGAAGGCCGGGGACGGUAUCAAGGCGGCUCUGGAUUGGUCUUGGCUGCCAGAAAAGAAAGUCGUGGAUACCACGCAAUCUCACGUGGUCUAUGAGGACAUACCAAACCGUCCUCUGGAUGAUAACAGAGUUAGAGGACGAAGCAGGCGGCUCGUCGAAGAGAUCAUGUCCACUCUCUAUCCGCUGGGCAUCAUCAGCAGUGGUAGCGCCAGUCCAGUGAGUAUUCGGUCACCCAUGAAGGGGAGCACUGAGUGCCACAAGAAGGUGCCAACACAAGAGAGCUAUUUUGUGGACCCUUGGCCGGCCCAGGAGACCCCGGCCGAGCAUGAUUCAACAAGACCGAUAGCUACAGACCUCAUGAAGCAGUUGGGCUGUGGUGGUAGACUGCGAAGGUCGAGUAUAGGGGGCCAGAUGCACACUAAAGAUGAAGAGGAGAGGAGGAAGUUGCUGAUGAGGUUUGACGAGCUUAAUUCAAAAUAA
This is a messenger RNA of Perkinsus marinus ATCC 50983, 1938 nucleotides long. RefSeq lists its product as hypothetical. The record is from RefSeq and is a predicted model, not a curated record. Bases 1 to 1938 code for a protein of 645 amino acids. The transcript is spliced from 9 exons. Lineage: Eukaryota; Perkinsozoa; Perkinsida; Perkinsidae.